AUGUCCCAUGCCUCUUCUCACCAUUCCAACUCACUUUUCCAUUGUUGGGAGUGGGUAGCUGUUUUGUUCUCAUCAGUCAUUACAGAAGCUCAAAACUUUCCACAUAAUCUUUGCUUGAAAAAUCUUUAUAAUCCCAUGAAGGGAACUGUCUUUUCAGUUCUAAAUCAAAUGGGUUUUCUUUAAAGUUCACAUUUUUGUCUUUUUACACUUGAAAUCAAGCCUAGAAACAGUAAAAAAACAGAGCAUCAUCAUCCUCUGUUUUCACUGUUCACAGAUUCUUGUUUUUCUUCCUUUACAAACAAGAAAACCAGUGAAAAUGGGGAAGCUUUCUGCAAUCGGAGUUACACUAGAAUCGUUUACGAGUGGUGGAGAUGACAUAAUUGGGAAAAUAAUCGAGAUCUGGGUGCAAUUCAGAGUCCCUGUUUUGGCGCCAUUGCUGAGAAUAUUGAUGUAUGUUUCUCUUGCAAUGUCGGUAAUGUUGUUCGUGGAGAAGGUUUAUAUGUCUGUGGUGGUUGGAUUCAAUUGUUUGUUUGGGAGAAAGACAGAAAAACGUUACAAAUGGGAAGAAUUUAAAGAUGAUGUUGAAUUGGGGAGCUCUGUUUAUCCUCUUGUUCUUAUUCAAGUUCCAAUGUUCAAUGAACGAGAGGUUUAUCAGCUUUCAAUUGGAGCUGCAUGUGGGCUUUCAUGGCCUUCUGAUCGUAUUGUAAUUCAAGUUCUUGACGAUUCAACAGAUCCUGUCAUUAAGGAUAUGGUGAAAGUGGAAUGUGAAAAAUGGGCAAGUAAAGGUACAAAUAUACACUAUCAAGUGAGGGACAAUCGAAAAGGAUACAAAGCUGGAGCACUUAAAGAGGGUCUAAAGCAUCAGUAUGCCAAUGAAUGCGAUUAUGUAGCUAUUUUUGAUGCCGAUUUUCAACCUGAACCCGACUUUCUUUGGAAAACUAUUCCGUUUCUUCAUCAUAACUCUGAGCUUGGUCUUGUUCAAGCUCGUUGGAAAUUCGUGAACUCUGAUGAAUGCUUAAUGACAAGAAUGCAAGAGAUGUCACUUAACUACCACUUCAAAGUGGAGCAAGAAGUCGGUUCUUCUACACAUGCAUUUUUUGGCUUCAAUGGGACUGCUGGAGUUUGGCGAAUGGCAGCACUUAACGAGGCUGGAGGAUGGAAAGAUCGUACCACAGUGGAAGAUAUGGAUCUAGCAGUUAGAGCUAGUCUUAAAGGUUGGAAGUUCUUGUACCUUGGUUCAAUAAAGGUUAAGAACGAAUUGCCGAGUUCAUUGAAAGCAUAUCGUUACCAACAACAUCGAUGGUCAUGCGGUCCAGCAAACCUCUUUAGGAAAAUGAUUUACGAGAUCAUGAUAAAUGAGAAAGUUACAUUGUGGAAGAAGCUACAUGUGAUAUAUAGUUUCUUCUUUGUAAGAAAGAUCGUGGCUCAUAUUGUUACAUUCGUGCUCUAUUGUGUUGUAAUUCCUGCGAGUGUGUGGAUACCUGAAGUCGAGGUUCCGACUUGGGGUACGAUUUAUAUCCCAACCGUCAUCACCAUUCUGAAUGCUGUUGGAACUCCGAGGUCCUUUUAUUUGGUGGUAUUUUGGAUAGUCUUUGAGAAUGUCAUGGCCCUCCAUCGAACCAAGGCUACAUUCAUCGGAAUUUUAGAGGCUCAAAGAGUGAAUGAAUGGGUUGUCACUGAGAAGCAUGGGGGUGCUUCCAAGGCUAAAACUCCAACCAGGCAACAUGGAAGACUAGGCUUCAAACUAAGUGAAAGGAUUCUUAUGCUAGAGCUUUGUGUGGGCAUUAUCCUCUUUGUAUCGGGUUGUUAUGAUCUUGCAUUUGGCAAGUAUUAUUACUAUAUUUAUCUAUAUCUUCAAUCUAUAGCGUUCGUCAUAAUGGGUAUGGGUUAUGUUGGUAUUCAAGUUCCCAACUCUUAGAUCACAUUCUUUUUCAACUCCAUUUGAUCGACAUUCACUUGGUCUUUCUUACCUGAUCCUUUAGUUUAUUAGUUGCACCAUACAGUGGGGUGGGGAAAAAAACCUCCAUUUCCAUCAUUUAAUUGCUACAAAUUUUUUUGAAUCCAAAAAAAGAAUGCGAUUGCAGAAAACACAACUUCAUUUGAUUGUUACAACUUUCACGGUAUCCAAACAAUAAAUCAUGAGAGUUCCAUACAGAGAAGAAAAGUACAAAUGAGCAUAAAAAAGGGACAAAGAAUGAAGAAAACGCUAGGUGUGGUUUCAAGGAGAAGGUGCUAUAUGUAAUUAUCAAAUUAUGUAGAUUUUUUUUCAAUAUGUAUUCAUGUCCAUUUAUAUAUAUAU
Lactuca sativa (garden lettuce) is the source of this 2299-nucleotide messenger RNA. RefSeq names its product glucomannan 4-beta-mannosyltransferase 9. Gene Ontology annotation, cellular component: Golgi apparatus. NCBI's taxonomy places the organism in Eukaryota, Viridiplantae, Streptophyta, Magnoliopsida, Asterales, Asteraceae. The record is from RefSeq and is a predicted model, not a curated record. Gene Ontology annotation, molecular function: mannan synthase activity.